AUGUUAAUUAAAGAAAAAAAUCUAAUUAUACGUCUUACUGAUAAAGGUCAUAAUUUUUAUAUUGGUUCAGCAACUGAAUUUGAAAAAAAAGCACGAAAAUUUUUCUCUGAUACAAAUGCUUUUAUAGAAUUAUCUGACAAUUCAUUUAAUGAUAUCACAAAUAAAGUCAUUCAAUUACUUAAUAGACUUCGUGAACAAAAUCUUAUUCGCAAGUGGCAAUAUGAACAAAUGAUGCCUGAUCGAACUAAAUGUGAAUUAGCGCAUUUAUAUUUUAAUCCAAAAACACAUAAAGAUAAUAUACCCGUUCGACCGAUUGAAAAUACUAUUCAUGCUCCAACAACAAAUAUUUCAAAAUUUUUAGAUCAAAUAUUACAACCUAUAUUCAAUGAUAAAUGUAAAGAAACAAAUAUUAUUGAUGGUGCUUCUCUAAUUGAAGAACUUCAUAAAUAUAUUCGAAAAGGUCUCUUUAAAUCAUCAACUCUGUUUUGUACAUUUGAUAUUCAUAAUUUAUAUACAAUGUUACCACAAGAAGAAUCAAUUAAAAUACUUAGCGAAUUUCUCCAAGUACAUGGAUAUACAAAAGUCAAAGGGAUUGAUCUGACUACAAUAAAAACAUUAGCAUCAAUUGUACUACAAGAAAAUGUUUUUGUCUAUGAUAAAAAAAUUUAUAAACAAACAACUGGUGGAGCAAUGGGUUCAUCCUUUACAUUAACUCUAGCGAAUAUUUUUAUGUGGAAAUGGCAAAAAGAAUUUGUUCGUCAACAAAAUAUAACAAAUGAAUUUUAUGGCAGAUAUAUUGACGAUGUUUUUAUGACAUGGAAUCGAUCUAAGAGAGAAUUACGAAAAUUAUUAGAUGAUGCAAAUCAAUGGCAUCUAAAUAUCAAGUUAGAUUAUAAAAUUGAUAAAAGUCUUCCUUUUCUCGAUGUACUUCUUACCAAUAAUAAUGGUAUUUUAUCAACAUCUGUCUAUCAUAAACCAGCAGCUGAACCAUAUGUUACACCUUUUUUGUCUGAUCAUCCUCGUCAUGUCUUUAAAAAUAUUAUACAAAAUGCACUUACAAAGGCUGUUCGAUAUUCAUCUACAUAUCAAGUUUUUCAACAUGAACAACGUCUCAUUAGAUUAAUGUUAUUAUUUAAUGGUUAUUCAUCUUCAUUUAUUGACAAACAAUUUGACAAAUUCUUCGUCGAAAAUAUGUCUUCAACAACAUCAUUUUUAUCCAUUAGUACAGAUGAAAAACAAUUUAAACGAAUACGUGAAAAUUUUCUAAGAAAACCAACACAACAACAGUCACAAGUCGCUUUAAGUGUUGCUACAGCCGAUCUUCAAAAUGAUGCUACAGACAAAAACUUACUUCAAAGAACAAACAUAGCCAAUGAACCAGAGAAACAAGAUACUAAAUUUGAGAAAAAAAUAAUUGUUCACUAUACACAUGAAAAGCGUCUCCAUUCUUUUAAACGUUAUAUGCAUCAAAUACUCGAUCACACAUUUCAGAAGGAAAUAGACCAAGAUAUUAAACUUAUUGUUGGUAAUCGAAAUCGUCGCGAUGCCGCAAAGGAACUCAUACGUAAACGGCCUAAACAAUCAUUAUUAAAGAAUAAAAUUCCAAAAAGUAAGUUCAUUUCCUUUACCAAUUGA
Messenger RNA from Rotaria sordida, 1635 nucleotides. NCBI's taxonomy places the organism in Eukaryota, Metazoa, Rotifera, Eurotatoria, Philodinida, Philodinidae. The record is from the annotation of a GenBank genome assembly.